CAUGUAUUCCAGACAAGGAUCCAACCCGAGCUAAUCAAGAUGGCUUCCUCCACGCCUUACCUUGUCCUACUCUUGUGCCUCACCACUUUCCUGCAAGCAUUGCUUACUGCGGCAAAUUACCCACCGCCGCCGCCCCCGCCGUUUGAGCUGCCGGAGUCCGAGGUGAGGGAGAGGUUCUCCAAGUGGGUGGUCAAGUACUCAAAGCACUACUCGUGCCAGCAGGAGGAGGAGAUGCGGUUCCAAGUCUUCAAGAACAACACCAACGCCAUCGGCCAAUUCGACCAACAGAAUCCUGGCACCGUCAUCGGUCGCGGGUUCCAGCCAGGUGGGUCGCAGACCAACAGCAGGGGCGGGGUGAGGAUGAACAGGUUCGGCGACCUCAGCCCCACGGAGGUCCUCCAGCAGUUCACCGGGCUCAACACCACCAGCUUGAAUGCCACGUCACCCACCUACCUCCCCUACCACUCCUUCAAGCCCUGCUGCGUUGACUGGCGCUCCAGUGGCGCUGUCACCGGCGUCAAGAAUCAAGGCACUUGUGGAUCGUGCUGGGCAUUCGCGGCGGUGGCGGCCAUCGAAGGCAUGAACAAGAUUAGGACGGGGGAGCUGGUGUCGCUGUCCGAGCAGGAACUCGUGGACUGCGACACCGGGAGCAGCGGCUGCGGCGGCGGCCACUCAGACUCGGCUAUGGCCCUCGUGGCCGCCCGUGGUGGCAUCACGUCGGAGGAGAGGUACCCCUACGCCGGAUUCCAGGGAAAGUGCGACGUGGACAAGCUACUGUUCGACCACCAGGCGUCCGUCAAGGGCUUCAAGGCCGUGCCACCCAACAACGAAGCUCAGCUGGCGAUCGCCGUAGCCAUGCAGCCCGUGACGGCGUACAUUGACGCCAGCGGUUUUGAGUUCCAGUUCUACUCCGGCGGCAUCUACCGUGGCCCCUGCUCCGCCAAUGUGAACCACGCCGUCACCAUCGUCGGCUACUGCGAGGGUCCCGCCGAGGGAGACAAGUACUGGAUUGCCAAGAACUCGUGGAGCAACGACUGGGGUGAACAAGGAUAUGUCUACCUCGCAAAGGACGUGCCCUCGUCCACGGGCACAUGUGGCCUUGCCACCUCGCCCUUCUACCCCACGGCUUGACCACAGCAGCCAGCACUAUGUGUGAUAUCUAAGGAAUUGCUUCGAUAAUGCAAAAUUAUUAUUUUUACUAUACUUCCCAUUAAUUUGAUCAAUCGUUAGACCAUGCGUGUAAUAGCAUGUCCUGAGAGUAAUAAAUUUUCAAGUGAAUUACACUUUUUACCAGUUAA
Molecule: messenger RNA, 1298 nt
Organism: Triticum urartu
Lineage: Eukaryota; Viridiplantae; Streptophyta; Magnoliopsida; Poales; Poaceae
Product: ervatamin-B-like
Biological process (GO): proteolysis
Molecular function (GO): cysteine-type peptidase activity
Source: RefSeq, a predicted model, not a curated record